AUGGAAGACCUAUCUAUCUCCUUCUCCAGAUUCAGGAAAAAGAAAUCUUUUUCCAAGGAGGAGCUGGUUAGUAGUGAUCUUGAAGAGACAGCCGGCUGUGAAAGUCUUCCCAAGAGGAAGAAAUCUUUCCCCAAAGAGGAACCGGUUAGUGACCCUGAAGAGUCAGAAAAUAAGCGAGUCCCCAAGAAAAAGAGGAAAUUCUCUUCCAAGAUGGAGCCACUCAGCAGGGGGCCUGAAGAGGCUGCUGCCAGCAAGAGCAGUGGCUCCAAGAAAAAGAAAAAGCUCCAAAAGCUAUCCCAGGAAAAUUAG
This is a messenger RNA of Rangifer tarandus platyrhynchus (Svalbard reindeer), 309 nucleotides long. The record is from the annotation of a GenBank genome assembly. NCBI's taxonomy places the organism in Eukaryota, Metazoa, Chordata, Mammalia, Artiodactyla, Cervidae.